AUGUAUAAUUCUGUUAUGCAAGAGCAAGUUAACGAAGGCAUAAUUAAGAUGCGUCAUGACGAAUGUUUUACUGGAUAUGUAAUGUCGCAUAGAGAGGUUUUCAGGGAGACUUCUUCCAGUACAAAAACUAGGAUAGUAUAUGAUGCCAGCAGUAAGCAAGAAAUUACAGACCCCAGUAAUUGGAGGCAUUGUAGUGGUAAGCAGAACCCAGCCGAUAUGUUAACUAGAGGGAUUAGUAGCAAGGAUUUAAUCACCUCUGAGAGCUGGUGGCAUGGUCCUGAAUGGUUGAGGAACGCGGAAAACCUUUGGCCCAAAGCAAAGAGAUUUCAGUAUGAUUCUAAAGAGCCAGAAAUUGCAUUUGAAUUUAAAUCCGGCGUUAUAAUUAACACAGCUAUUGUUCAAGAAAAAAUAAUAGAUCCAGAAAAAUUUAGCUGCUUGCUUAAAUUGCUAAGAGUGACUUCUUGGAUAUUGCGUUUUGUAAAUACUCUUAAAAGGAAAAAUGUUAAAAAGGGUCCUCUUACUUCAGAAGAACUUUCCGACGCAGAAAUGUUUUGGAGUCACAGGAAGACUAGAGAAACAACCCAUUUAUCGACCUAUGAAAAGCAUCCAAUCAUACUCCCUCCCAAGGCUAAAUUAACAGAGUUAUUAAUUUGGGAAUCUCACAAAAGAGUCUUUCAUUCUGGUGUAUCCCAUACGUUGGUGCAAAUAAGAGAGAAGUUCUGGAUUUUAAAAGCCAGACAAACCAUCAAAUCUCUUCUUGGAAGAUGCACAAUAUGUAAACGAUUCAACUCUUCUCCCGGAAAUCAAGUGAUCGCGCCACUUCCAGACAUUCGUGUAGAACAGUCAUCUCCAUUUACGAUCAUCGGUGUUGAUUUUGCUGGCCCUCUUUUCGUUAAAGAUAGUAUUAACAAGCAAUAUAUCUUGUUGAUAACUUGUGCAGUGACAAGAAGUGUUCAUCUAGAACUGGUCGGUGAUUUGACUACCGAUACAUUUCUUCUAACUUUCCGACGCUUCAUUUCUCGACGUGGCUUGUGCUCUGUGGUGGUCUCUGAUAAUGCACGCACCUUUAAACGUGCAGAAUUAGAGAUAAAACUCAUUUGGAAUGUUCUGAAUCAUGCAGAUGUAAAAAACUUUUACUCUGCUAACGGAAUUAAGUGGAAAUAUAUUGUUGAAAGAGCCGCCUGGUGGGGUGGUUUUUACGAACGAAUGGUACGUACUGUGAAAACUGCUCUGCGAAAAACACUUGGAAAAUCAUGUCUCACUGUUGAGCAGUUGCUGACUGUCCUUACCGAGAUUGAAGGCAUGAUUAACUCUCGGCCAAUCACAUAUGUUGGUAGUGACACUGAAGAACCGAUUGCUCUGACUCCAGCACAUUUUCUUCUAGGGAAACGUGUUACCUCCUUGCCCUCUGAAAUUUUGAUGAAUCCCCUGGUUCAUCCGGGGGCAGGAUGUUGA
Molecule: messenger RNA, 1455 nt
Organism: Argiope bruennichi
Lineage: Eukaryota; Metazoa; Arthropoda; Arachnida; Araneae; Araneidae
Exons: 4
Coding region: 1-1455 (484 amino acids)
Biological process (GO): DNA integration
Molecular function (GO): nucleic acid binding
Source: RefSeq, a predicted model, not a curated record